Messenger RNA from Hibiscus syriacus, 1204 nucleotides. RefSeq lists its product as uncharacterized. NCBI's taxonomy places the organism in Eukaryota, Viridiplantae, Streptophyta, Magnoliopsida, Malvales, Malvaceae. Bases 101 to 787 code for a protein of 228 amino acids. The transcript has 4 exons. The record is from RefSeq and is a predicted model, not a curated record.
CUCGAAAAUUUUAGAAAACUUGCUAUUAGCUGUUAAAGUUAAAAAUGAGUAUGAUACGGUAGGAACCACAAUAGAACAGAAAAAAGAGAAAGAAAAGACAAUGUUUCGAACCAGAAGUGCUUGUGCUCGAUUCUCAAUCCAUUUCAAGACAAGACCCUUUUGCAGCACUAUCAAAGACAGCAAGAACAGAAACAACAAGAACAACAACAGUGACAUUGUUGAUAGCAAGAUUGAAUCAAAUUUGAGCACUUUCAAUGAGUCAUAUCGUCAGCUUGACAAUCUCAACUUCAUGACUGCUGCUAAGAUCCUUUUCACUCAACCUCCAAAGAAAAAGAAAUUUGGGAUAGAUUUCCAUUUGGUGCAGCUCUUCUUUGCCUGCAUGCCUUCACUGGCUGUGUACUUAGUUGCUCAAUAUGCUCGCUAUGAAGUGAGGAAAAUGGAAGCGGAACUAGAGGAGAAAAAGAAGCAGGAAGAAGCGAAAAGAAUGCAAGAAGAAGAGGAGAGGGAUAAAGAGGGGGGAAAAAUCGUGACGGAUCCAGAGCUUUCUGAGGUAAAAGUGAGACUAGGUAAACUAGAGGAGGCAAUAAAGGAAAUCGCCGUUGAAUCAAAGAAACAAUCAGCAGUCAACAUAACUAAAGCUCAGCAGAAUGCUAGUGAACCGGGUGAAGAAAGAAGUAAACCAGAGUCCAGCAGUUCUGUGAUGCAAGAUAAGGGUACUAAACAAAACCCUAUCGAACAAAUACCAAAUGCCGAUUCAGGCAAAGCAAAAAGUGUCACCAGUUUCUGAUGCUCCCCGGAAGGAUCAAAAGGGGGAGAACCAGAUAGGAGGACCUUCUCAAAAUGCCAAAAUAUGAUGAAGAACAAAGCUUUCAUUCUCCUUUUUUGUUGGUUAUAAGAAAAGCAUACAGCACUACACUGAAGUCCAUUGGCCCCUAGGAUAUAUAGUGAGUUCUUACCUUUCUUCACUGGCGUUGGUGAUGAAGAUAGGUUCUUGGCAAGGUAUGUCAACGUGCAUAAUUUUCUCUGUGACAGCUUUCCGAUAUCUACCAUGUAUUUGAUCACAGCGCUCGUCUGCCCCUCUUUUUUCCGAAGUUGAUCUUUCAACCGUAUUGCAUGCUUUAUUCCAAUUUCUCUUGUUAUCCAUUUUCUCUUUUUUCCCCUUUGUUAUCCAUUUUUCUCUCUUUAUCCAUCCCUCUUUCACAGC